AAAUACAGAGAGCGACUUCAGUGACGGUGAUCAUACAGGGCGAGGGAGGAGGGGGGGGCGUUUCUUUUGCAGUGGAGAAGACGCAACUCUUGCUUCUCUUUCGCAGCUUCCGCUCGCGAUCGGAGCUCUCAUCUCUCUCGGUACGGGUCUUGGAUCUUCCCGUUUGUCUUGCUUUGUUCUUUUCUUCGGUCCGUUCCAUGGUUUUUAGCGAGUAAUUUAGCUGGAGAAUCGGAACCACUUCGCCCUCGCCCUCUACGAUGUCGAUGCAACAUCGUGCUGUGUUCGUCUCUUGAUCGUUGUCUUUCGCUUCGACCAUCGUAAAAAUCGUUCCUUUGAUGCAGAUUUCUUGUGGGUUUUGAUCGGUUGGCCCCUGAUCAUCUGUCCAGUUUGGAAAAAUCCGAAGGAUAACAAAAAGAAUGAGUAAUUGGCCUACAAAUGGAGGCUCGUGCUCGUCGUCGAACUUAUCGGCGUUUGCGCCUCCUUUUACGAUCCCCCAGUUGGACCCAUAUCCCAAUUCGAUACCAUUUUAUGUGGAUUCUGUACAGCCGCCGUUUGAUCAAGGACCCGUGAAUUCUUCGCACAACACUUGGGUGAAUCCAUGCCCUCCUAAUGCAAGAACUGAUUGGUUUCCCGCAUCGAACCUGGAGCUUGAUAUAGGGACUUAUUUAAAUGCCUACGGUUACUCGGGUGUGGAGACUGUUAACGGAGAAAAUGUGCCUUUACCUUCAUGGAACUCUGUUGAUGUUGGAUUGAAUGAUAAGUUUGGUCGUCGUUGCGAUGCCUUGAGGAGGACCGUCAUGGAAAGCGAUACGUGUUACCCCUUCUAUGGGUCGUCUGGGGGGGUUCAGGGUGCUCCCUCUGGGCUGGCUAGUCAGUGUGAUUAUGGCAGAAUAUCUUCUCCCUUUGAUGCAAAUUUUGAUAAGUUGCCUCAUGAUGAUCAAAGCAAAAGUGUGAGUUCGGGAGAUGCAGCUGAAUCAAGUGGCCUUUGGAAUGAGCAUCCACUGAGACAUCAUGGUAAAAGUGAGGAAAUAGGUGGGAGUUACUGCUUGAAGGAGCCAAUUGCAGCUCCAUUAAUAACUGAAACUUGUCCGAACGGAGGAGGUUCUCAUAGUGAUGGUCUUUUGAGUUGGGAAAAGCAUGGAGGAUUUUUAAGCGGAAAACAUGUGGAUGCAUCAAAUUCAAGCUUGGAUUUGCCUAGGGUGUUUCAUGAAACUCAUCCUCGGGCAGCAAUACCAGAGUUAUCUUCGAAUCUUGGGAAGAAACAGUGGCCAUACGCUCAUAUAGAUGAAAAUGUUGCGGUAAAUCAUGUUUCAAGUGCAUAUGGUGGGAAUAUGAUUUUGGAAUCUUUUGCUGCACCCCAGAUGGGACCUCCAGCUGAUGGAUUUGUCUCGGGAACUGGUGAAGUUUUAUUAGGAGGUCAAACGAAGGGUAGACACAGUGCUAAUGAGUAUUAUGCUGGUGUUAUUCUAUCCAGCGUCAAUGAGCCUCAGUCCCUGCAAGGUAGUGAAUUACCACUUGAUGGCACCAAUCUUGGGAAAGGUGGGCUAAAGCGUGGUUCAUUCAUGAAUGAUGGUAACUCUGUAGUGAAAUCUAUGCCUGCACCCACAAUGGGAUUUCCAAUUGAUGGUUUUAGGCCUCGAACUGGUGAAGUUUCUAUUGGAGAUCACGAGAAUGGUAGAGAUCGUGCUAAUGAGCUCUAUGCUGGCGUUAUGCUGUCUAAUGUGAAUGAGCCUUGGUCUGUGCAAGCUUUUGGAAGCAAGUCACAGCUUGAUAGUACCAGUCUUGGGAAAGGUGUGCUACAGCAUGGUUCUAGUGUGAAUGAUGGGGACUCUGUUGCCAAAUUAUUGCCUGCAACCACAAUAGGAUUCCCAAUUGAUGGUUUUAGCCCUCAAACUGGUGAAGUUACUGUCGGAGAUCGCAAGAAUAGUGCUAAUGAGCUCUAUGCUCACCUUAUUUUGUCUAAUGCAAAUGAGCCUCUGUCCGUGCAAGCUUUUGGAAGCAGGUCACGGUUUGAUGGUACAAGUCUUGGGAAAAGUGUGUCACAGCAUGAUUCUAGCGUGAAUGAUGGGAACUGUGAUGUGAAACCUUUGCUUGCGCACACCGUUGGAUCCUCAUUUGAUGGCUUUAGCUCUCGAGCUGGUGAAUUUUCUACAGGAGAUCAUAAAGAUGGUAGAGACUUCGCUAAUGAGUGCUAUGCUAGCAUUCUGCUAUCUAGUGUAAACAAGCCUCCACUCGUGCGAGCUUGUGGAAGUGAAUCACUCUUUGAUACUGCAGAUCUUGGGAUCCACCUAGGAAGCAGUGAUUUUACCUUUGAGGAACCACGCCAUCCCGAAGAUGAUGACUGGUCAAAUGGAAAACGUGAUUCUAAAGAUGCAUUUCGUCAUUUAGCUGGGGCAAAUUUUGGAUUUGAAGAUUCCUUGACAUUGGAUCAAUUUAAGUUAGCACUUGAGCAUAAUCGCACUAUGCAAUUUGCUGAAAAGCACAUUGUUGCUAAAUCUGGAUCUGGAAAUCCUUAUGUAACAUUAGACAGAUUUAGUUUGCCAUCGAAGGUUAAUAAUGCCUUGAAUUCUGCUGGGAGUCCCUCUGUGGGUUUAUGUCAGUUUGAACAUGCUGUGGACUCUCCUUGCUGGAAAGAAGCAAUUGCACACCCAAAGCACGGGGAGGAACCAGAACUAAGCGGUAUUGAUCUGCUACAGGACCUUCGAAUUGUUGGCAAUACCUUAUAUCCUACUAAGGUCUCCUCUGAUAAACCAAGGGCAGGAAAAGUACUAUAUAAAGGUGGGUGUAGUAACAGAACUUCAAUGUCACCCUCAGUGCUUCAUGCCUUUGUUAAUCCGUCGGGCAGAGAGGGAAGAUCCAAUGAUACUGAGGAUAUUUGCUUGAGUGAUUUAGAACAUGUACCAUUUUCUAAUGAUGAUGGGGAAUCUACUGGACAUUGCAUUAUGUGCCAAGAAUCAAUCGGUGAUUCUAGUGCUAAACCUUCUCAUCCCACACAGCAGAGUUCAGGAGAAGGUGAUGUGACUUCUGACAAAGGGCACAUGCCCACCCAUCAUGUCUCUGAUGUGAGUACAAAUGAGAAUGAUUCUUUGAAAAUGGAUCCACCUGCAGGGUUGCUCCUUUCUAUGAAGCAUGUGUUGGAAUCAACCACUGCAGUAGACAAUUCUCCUGGGCUUGCCAAUUGGGAUAGGGGAUCAGUAAUCCCAAAGAUGGAUGGGCAGAUGCUUGUUUCAACUUUGCAUAAUCUGUCGGAGUUACUUCUCUAUUCAUGUUUAAGUGGUGCCUACGACUUGAAGGAAAGAGAAACUGAUGUGAUUCAAAAGGUGAUUGAUAAUCUUUGUGCAUGUUCAUCAAAGAAUGUUGAGCAGAUGACUACACAGCCCAAAAUACAUAAUUCUGAGGAACACACGUACAGGUGUUUUGGAGCAUCACCUGAUCUUGACAUGAGUGCUAGUACAAAUAUUCCUCCUGUUGCCAGUGCAUUUUCUGUUAAUAUUCCAAGUCAGAUUGACAAUCACUGUGCCAUUGACAAGAAGAGGCAACAUACUGGGUUUGAUAAUGAGGAUGGAAGUUCGUCUGAACUUUCUUCCUCUAGGGAUAAUGCCCUGAUAUACAAAGACGAUGCCAUGACUCAGGCUAUCAAGAAGAUUCUCAGUGAGAAUUUUGAGGUUAAGGAUGAUUCACAGCCACAAAUAGGCUUAUUUAAGAAUUUGUGGCUUGAGGCAGAGGCUACUCUAUGUUCCAUGAAUUACAAGGCUCGCUUCAACCGCAUGAAGAUCGAGAUGGAUAAGUCCAGGUCCAAAGAACUGAAAGAUUCACUUGGAAAUACUUUGGAUGUGGAGAACUCAUCAGAUAUUGGAGUCUCUAUUCAAUCAAAUGAAGAUGAUAAAUUGUUGGUUGGGACAAGGAGCUGUGAAAAGCCUGAGAAGCUGAAUGCCUUAGUUCAGAGUCCGACUGUGGUCAGCACAAUUGGCAGCACAAUUGAUCCUACCAACAACCUUUUAGCUCUAAGUUGCCGGCCUCAUAACUCAAGCACUGAAAGUACUCCAGAUGUGGAGGAACAAGGGCCUCUGAAAGUUUCUCCUGGUCUCAGCAGGACUGCAGAAUUGACAGCUGGAACAUCCAAAGAGAAUGGUAGCCUCGCACCAGAAAUCUCUCUGAGUUCUCCUGUAACAGGUGCGAUCUUCUGCACUGACGAUGUAGAGGCUUCUGUUAUGGCCAGAUUGAAAAUCCUGAAACGAUGGGACGAGAGCUUAAGUUCUGAAAAUCAGACACAGAUUCCUCCAGAUUCAGUUGAUCUCGGGCUCGCACUUAAAGAAGAUCGCUUUCCAGUUGCAAGAGAAAACUUGACCGAGGAAAGCACGAACCUUUCUGGUGGCAAGCUGAAAAUGGAGUCUCGAGGUGGUGUUGGAGAUAGUCAAAUACUCCAUUCUCGAACAAAAGAUGAGCUCAAAAACCCACUCUCUGCAGGUUGGCACGACUGCUCAUCGGACUGGGAGCAUGUGCUGAAAGAGGAGAUUCUCGGCAGAGAUAUUGAACCUUGACUUCAGGAAAUGAGUUCCUCAGAAGUGACUGAUGACCUCUUGAUUUACUGGAUCUAUAUCUCUUCUAUCUAUGUUAUGUAGAACACUCUGUGUUGACCCCGUGAAUUGCUCUUAUGGAGCUGUUUGGUCUCCGAACUUGUAGAUAGCUUUCAAACGCUGGGUCUGUCUUAAAGCUAAAUAAGUCAAGUUGCGCUUGCAUGUGUUUUGCU
Rhodamnia argentea is the source of this 4750-nucleotide messenger RNA. RefSeq lists its product as uncharacterized. The transcript has 6 exons. Bases 417 to 4541 code for a protein of 1374 amino acids. The record is from RefSeq and is a predicted model, not a curated record. Lineage: Eukaryota; Viridiplantae; Streptophyta; Magnoliopsida; Myrtales; Myrtaceae.